Molecule: messenger RNA, 894 nt
Organism: Rotaria sordida
Lineage: Eukaryota; Metazoa; Rotifera; Eurotatoria; Philodinida; Philodinidae
Source: the annotation of a GenBank genome assembly
AUGUUACAGCCCAAUCAAUUAAUCGUCGAUGACGCUAUUAAAAAUGAUAAUAGUGUUAUUGCAUUAUCAUUUCAAAAAAUGAAACAAUUAAAUUUAUAUACAGGUGCUACAGUUAUACUUCAAGGUUGUCAAGAAACAGUUUGUGCCGUUGACAUUGGUUUAUGUCCAACUGAUCGUAUUCAAAUGAAUCGUGCUGUACGAAAUAAUUUACGUGUAUGUUUAGGUGAUAUUGUUUCAAUUGAAGGCUGUCUAGAUGUUAAAGAUGGUGAACGUAUAGAUGUUUUACCUGUUGAUGAUACUGUACACGGAAUAACAGGCAAUCUAUUGGAAGUUUAUUUAAAGCCAUAUUUUGUUGGUAAACCUUAUCGACCAGUACAUAAAGGUGAUGUUUUUAUUGUACAUGCAGCUAUGCAUGCUGUAGAAUUUAAAGUCAUUGAAACUGAACCAAGUCCUUACUGUAUUGUUACACCAGAUACAGUUAUACGUUGUGGAGAUAAUCCAAUUAAACGUGAAGAAGAAGAAAUAUCUUUAAAUGAAAUUGGUUAUGAUGAUAUUGGUGGUGUUAGUAAACAAUUAGCACAAAUUAAGAAAAUGGUUGAAUUAUCACUAAAAUAUCCACAACUAUUCAAAACAAUUGAUGUUAAACCACCACGACGUAUUCUUUUAUAUGGACCACUAGGCACAGGUAAAACUUUAAUUGCACGUGCCGUGGCUAAUGAAACUGGUGCAUUUUUCUUUUUAAUCCAUGGAUCGGAAAUUAUGUCUAAAUUACCUGGUGAAUCUGAAUUAAAUUUACGUAAAGUAUUUGAAGAAGCUAAAAAGAAUGCUCCAGCUAUUAUUUUCAUCGAUAAACUUGAUGUAAUUGCACCAAAGCGUGAACAAAAGUCAUGGUGA